AUGGGAGCAAAUAGCAGCAGCAUCAGCGAGCUUCCGGAAAAUGAGUACUUAAAAAAAUUAUCAGGAGCAGAGCCCAUCUCCGAGAAUGACCCGUUCUGGAAUCAGCUGCUGUCUUUUAGCUUUACCACUCCAACAAACAGUGCUGACUUAAAGCUCUUGGAAGAAGCCACAAUCUCAGUCUGCAAGUCUUUAGUUGAGAAGAAUCCUCGAACAGGAAACCUUGGGUCUUUGAUUAAAGUCUUUCUUUCUAGAACCAAAGAGUUAAAAAUUUCAGCAGAAUGCCAGAAUCACCUCUUUAUUUGGCAGGCUCACAAUGCGCUGUUUAUUAUUUGCUGUUUACUGAAAGUAUUCAUCAGUCGAAUGUCAGAAGAGGAGCUGCAACUUCAUUUUACUUAUGAAGAGAAAGCAGCAGGCUCAUAUGCCAAAAAUGGUCUGGCAAAAAGGACUGGUAUCAGAAUGCUAAUACAGUGCGAGUGUAUUGUGGAAGAACAACCAGAAGUAUCUGAAUGUGGAUUUUUCUCAACAAUCAGUCCAGCAAGGACACGCGUUGAGAAUAUCUAA
Molecule: messenger RNA, 561 nt
Organism: Fulmarus glacialis (Northern fulmar)
Lineage: Eukaryota; Metazoa; Chordata; Aves; Procellariiformes; Procellariidae
Product: dymeclin-like
Exons: 5
Coding region: 1-561 (186 amino acids)
Biological process (GO): Golgi organization
Cellular component (GO): Golgi apparatus
Source: RefSeq, a predicted model, not a curated record